This is a messenger RNA of Capsella rubella, 1516 nucleotides long. Its product is annotated as cytochrome P450 71A23. Bases 53 to 1516 code for a protein of 487 amino acids. The record is from RefSeq and is a predicted model, not a curated record. Gene Ontology annotation, molecular function: heme binding; oxidoreductase activity, acting on paired donors, with incorporation or reduction of molecular oxygen; monooxygenase activity. NCBI's taxonomy places the organism in Eukaryota, Viridiplantae, Streptophyta, Magnoliopsida, Brassicales, Brassicaceae. The transcript has 2 exons.
UCUUAAGAGAGACUUCACGAGAAAAACUUGAAGAAUCGAAAAUUUACAAAAUAUGAUGAUGAUGAUACUUUUCUUAUGCUUAAUAGUUUUCAUAACAAUUCUCUUCUUCAAAAAGCAGACGACAGGGAAGAAUAGCUACACCUUUGCAUCCCCACCGAGACUUCCGUUGAUCGGAAACCUUCAUCAGCUCGGCCAACAUCCUCACCGAUCACUAUGCUAUCUCAGCCACCGUUACGGUCCUCUCAUGCUCCUCCACUUCGGAAGUGUCCCCGUUAUCGUAGCCUCUACAGCAGAAGCGGCUCGAGACAUUUUAAAGACGCAUGAUGCCGUUUUUGCGAGCCGUCCGCGGUCAAAGAUCUUCGAAAAGCUUCUUUACAAUAGCCGUAAUAUGGCAUCAGCUCCUUAUGGAGAGUACUGGAGACAAAUGAAGAGUGUGAGUGUCAUCCAUCUCCUCAGCAACAAAAUGGUAGGGUCCUAUAGACAAGUGAGACAAGAAGAGAUCGGUCUUAUGAUGGAAAAGAUCCGAGAAUCGGGUUCUUCGCCUAUGAAUCUAACCAAGAUCUUGUCGUGUUUAACUAACGAUGUUAUCUGUCGUGUCGCUUUGGGACGCAAAUACGGUGUUGGAACAGAUUUUAAAGAGAUGAUAGACAGGCUCAUGAGGCAGUUGGGUACGUAUACUGUCGGGAGCUUUGUACCGUGGCUUGGGUGGAUUGAUUGGAUCAGCGGUUUGGAAGCUCGGCUAGAAAAGACCGCAAAUGAUUUUGAUAAGCUCUUGGAGAGGAUUGUGCAAGAUCAUGAAGAUGGUGACGGCAAUAAGGCUGAUUUCGUCGAUGUAUUACUCGCAGUUCAGAGAGAGAACAGCGUCGGGUUUGAAAUCGACCGGUCCAGCAUUAAGGCAAUCAUAUUGGAUGCUUUUGUGGGUGGUACUGACACAUCUUCCACACUAGUGGAAUGGGAAAUGACAGAGCUUUUAGGUCAUCCAGAGUGUAUGAAAAGGCUUCAAGAUGAAGUCCGUACAAUCUGUAAGGGCAAAUCAAGUGUUUCUGAAGAUGACGUUAAAGACAUGAAAUACUUAAAAGCUGUGGUUAAAGAGACACUCAGGCUACAUCCUCCAGUCCCAUUGAUGGUUCCUCACCAAUCAAGAGACGAUGUCAAGUUAAGAGAUAACUACGUACCUGCAGGUACUCAAGUUGUAGUCAAUCUUUGGGCGAUCGGUAGAGAGGCUGCAACGUGGGGACCAGACGAGAACGCGUUUAGACCGGAGAGGCAUUUAGAUUCUUCUGCUGAUUUCCGGGGUCAAGAUUUUGAGCUGAUUCCAUUUGGAGCAGGGAGAAGGAUGUGCCCUGGAAUAUCAUUUGCUGUGGUGUUGAAUGAGGUGGUUUUGGCUAACUUAGUGCAUGGGUUUGAUUGGCAAUCUACAGAGGAUCAGACUGAUGUUGCUGAAUCAAUUGGUAGUGUGAUUCGCCGCAUGGACCCUCUUUAUGUCAUUGCAUCAUCUACUACUGUACUUGACUAA